CAACAAUAUUUUAUAGCUGUAAUUACCUAUUUAGGACCAAAACAAUCACGCAUGCGCAGUUUAUCACUACGAGAGAAGCCGGUGAGUUAAUCGAGCGCACCUUACCCAUGUUUCAGUCACGUGUCGCUAGAUUCUCGCGCCGAAUUGUUUGAACAUCAUCGCGUACUGUAAAGGUGAGAGAUGCCGCCAAACAAAAAAGCCAAAGUGAGGAAAGAAACUACAAGUUCAGAUGACAGCAGUGAUGAGGGGAAGGCCUCUGCUUUCAACAAGAAGAAGAAAGCUGCAACUCCUGCUAGGAAAAGAGAAAAAGGCUCCUCUGAUUCUCCAACUUACAGCCACUGGUUGAUGAAGUCUGAGCCUGAAAGUCGCUUUCAGAACGGCAUUGAUCUAAAGUUUGGCAUUGAGGACCUCAAGGCUCAACCUGAGCAGACUGCAUGCUGGGAUGGAGUUCGCAAUUAUCAGGCUCGCAAUUUCAUGAGGCAGAUGAAAGUGGGCCAACGGGCUUUCUUUUACCACAGCAACUGCAAAGAACCAGGGGUGGCGGGGCUCAUGAAGAUAGUGAAGGAGGCGUACGUGGACCACACUCAGUUUGACAGGAAGGAUCCCCACUAUGAUGCAGCCAGCAACCCAGGCAGCCCCAAGUGGAGCAUGGUGGACGUUCAGUAUCAAAGGAUGACGAGGCGUUUUCUUCCGCUGUCCGAGCUGAAGCGGUACCACCUGCAGCAUCGUGACAGCGGAGGGCCGCUGAAGAACCUGGCCCUUUUUACCAAACCGAGGCUCUCGGUUCAACCCCUCACCGCUGAGUUUGACUUCAUCCUGAGCCUGGAGGACAAAAAGCCGCUGUGAUCAACCCGUCCUGUGAACAACCCGUCCUGUGAACUUUUAAUCAUCUAUAAGUCGUAUUUCUGUAUUAAUAAAGGUUUUUAUGUCUAAA
Oryzias latipes (Japanese medaka) is the source of this 934-nucleotide messenger RNA. The record is from RefSeq and is a predicted model, not a curated record. NCBI's taxonomy places the organism in Eukaryota, Metazoa, Chordata, Actinopteri, Beloniformes, Adrianichthyidae.